UCAUUCUAGAUUUGAAUAACAAAAAUGUUUUUACAGAGUUUUUAGUACUUGUUGCAUCUGUCAGUCAGUGUAAGCAUGUUUAAAUUAUUCCACUUUUUAUGUUAUGACAAACAAUUAUAGAACAAGAACUUCAGACAGGAUAUAAAUCAUAGAAAGUAGCUGUGCAAGAAAAAAAUCUAUCAAAUUGGACAAAAAGAAAACGAGAAAACUUUAAAAUGAAUACAAUAAAUGGUUUAAAAUUAUUUUGGUUUUUAUGUGUUAUUUACUGCACUUCCUGUCUACUGGUAGAACUGGCACCUCAAGUGAAUGUUAUUGCUGGGGAAGACUUAAACAUCACAUAUUAUUUUAAUGACGAAGUCAAAAAUUGGUACAAUUUAAGAAUAUUCGCAGAUAAUGUGUUAUUAUUUGAGAAGGAAAAAUAUCGAACUACUGUCCUACAUAAUACUUCAUAUGGCGAUAGAUUAGUCAUAACAUUUCAAGAAUAUGUACAGGCUCUAUUAUGGAUAAACAACAUGACUUAUACAGAUUCGAAAAUAAUGACGUUUGAAUAUUCGUCGUCACCAGAGAAUAGUUCAAUAGGUCAUAUUAAAACAACUAACACUCGAUUUCCUGUUAACGUUGAAGGUGGUCCAAGUAUCUGCGGAGCAUUACCUUCGCCAGUAACAUACCUCAAAUCACGCGAUCAAACAACAUUGUCAGUGUUUCUGUGUGGACAUCCCACCCCAGAAGUUAUUUGGAAAGUUGAUAAUCGUUUCCUAAACGGUACAGUCGAAGAAAUAGAUGAAGAAACAGAGCUAUUCAAAUACACAUUGGAUUUCAAGAAUUAUUUGCAACCAAAAAAGUGUUCUGUUAAGGUGUCAUUAAUGGCACGAGGACAUUCUGAGGAAGAACAAGUUUUUCAAAGUGAAAUACAAUAUGGUGCAAUAAUAUCCAUCAAGUCGUUGAAAAGAAAAAUGGACUGCAUUUUCACAGAGUGGACACCAAAACACGUCAAUAAGUGCUCAAUAUACUAUGAGGUUGAAUAUAGAGAUAGAAGAAAUGAUGUACUAUGGAGAGAAAACACAACUACAAAUGAAGCGAUAUUCUGUAGCAAUGUCAGUGCAUCAAAAGUGAAUUCUGUUUGGAUUCGAGGAGUGUUUCUAAAUGAACAAAAUGUAUAUGGUAACUGGUAUAUCCAUGCAUUAUCCACAAAUGAUCAGAAGAAAGAUCACAAUAUCCUUGUGGCUGUAUCAUCGGCUGUGGGAAGCUUCGUCGUAAUAUGCGUUAUCGUCAUUAUUGUGAUCUCAUGUAAACGCAAAACCAGUGAACCAAGGAAACAUCACUCCACCCGUUUUAAAUCCCAGAGUGUGACAAUUAAAGAACUUGAAGAAAAUGAGAAUGUGGAAGAAAAUAAUGAUUACAAAGAUUUAAACUGUCUUGAUAUCAGCGAAGAAACUUACUCAAAACUCACUCCUCCUAAAAGUCGUCUCCACAAAGCUCGUGUCCAACUUAGAUACUCCAAAGGAAAAAUAAAAUCAUUUAAAAAACACUCCACGAAGAGUACUCAUGAAUAUGAAGUUCCACCAUCUCUUCUAGCUAACAUGUCUAAAGACAAAACAGCUGAUUGAUGCAACAUCCACACAACAUCCACACAUGCAAAAUAACACAGCAUUACUUACAGCUUACAGGAAAGAAAACAGUUUUUUGAACGUUAAUAAACAUUGGUAUGGUUGUAUUUGUUUUGGUUUAACAAAGUUGAAUGAAGCGAUUGCACAUGUAGCAGCUCGUAUAAGAAAAUGACAAAAGUUUCUCGAGUCAAGCAUAACCUGUAUGAAAGAAGAAUUCACUAACGCAUUCAAGGAAGCAUAAAAGUUGGACUUGUUAUGAAGAUAAUCGCAUUAAAUUUCUUCGCUUGUACAAGUUAAAGAUGAGACACUUUGAUAACAUAAAACUUGCCAAGGCAACACUGUUUUUGCCUUUAAGCUCGGGUAUUUUAUUUAAAAAUGCAAUGUCCGUUUAGUUACUUUUGAAAUGCAUAAGCUUGUGGUAAA
This is a messenger RNA of Hydractinia symbiolongicarpus, 2030 nucleotides long. RefSeq lists its product as uncharacterized. The record is from RefSeq and is a predicted model, not a curated record. Bases 216 to 1607 code for a protein of 463 amino acids. NCBI's taxonomy places the organism in Eukaryota, Metazoa, Cnidaria, Hydrozoa, Anthoathecata, Hydractiniidae. The transcript has 6 exons.